AUGAGCGACGAUGCCUCGCCGAGCUCUACGGCGCCGAACGAUGCUUCUCUGGCCGAGCCCGCCAACGCCUCGUCUGGCAGCCGCGUCACAUGGGAUCUGCCACGCGAGCAGUCGGGUUCGACUCGGGCUCGCGCUCAGUCACAGUCUCAGCGUCGCAAAAAGAAAAAGAAUAGAAAGAAACGCAAUCCCGGUUUAGCGAGGAAGUUGGAGUUUGUCACACAUUUGCUCAAGAGUCUUGAUACCCUGGUUUUUGCGGAGUUAAGUGCGUUAUACUACAUGGAAUGCUCAAUGUUUCGAUUCAUUCUCAGGUCUGUUGGCCAGUACUUGUAUCUCACGCCAAAGGACGAAUCCUUCCCUUUCCUAAUGCCUGCGAGUCCUAUACAUGUCUGUCUGGUUCUCAUCCCCAAUAUCAUCUGCAUACUUCUACAUGUUUUGGUCUCGUUACCAGUCGGGCCAGACUUCCACCGAGGCUACAUGCAUGGCGGCUUGGUCGUUGACUUUAUAGGUCAAAAGCCUCCAACUUCUCGUUUUUACUAUGUUUUGGCAGAUGUGGUGAUACUUGCCGUUCAAUGUUUGAUGUUGACGGUGCACACUGAGCGAGAGAGACUUCGAGUGAUCCUCAAGACCUUCAGACCCAUGGUGCCAGACAUGGCCCAGGAAACGACUCCCACGAUAGAAGACUUGGACGCUGAAGAACGUGGGGUAUCUAGGGAUAUGGCCGGCACAUUACCAGUCGACGAGGAGGAAGGCAUUGAAUUGCAACCCCUGAAUCGUGUCAGUACAACUGAAGAAGGCAACUCGACUUCGGGAGAGUCAGAGCCAUCUGCUCGAGAGCAGUCUGCCGAUGAACCUACGAGAUCGAAUCUGUCCGACGUCUUGAGUUCUGGAAAUGCCGUCAUUGGCGAGUAUCAUGUUCUUCACUCGCUUCAUAAUGCGGCAUUGAACAUAGAAAGAACAGCUGCAUAUUCUCUACGCACAAUUGGCUACGGGGCAACCAUGGCUUCCAUUGAAGCGAGAAGGCGAGCCACCCUCAAUGUGCCAGCGCGAGCGGCCCAAAACGAUAGAUAG
Molecule: messenger RNA, 1068 nt
Organism: Fusarium venenatum
Lineage: Eukaryota; Fungi; Ascomycota; Sordariomycetes; Hypocreales; Nectriaceae
Biological process (GO): SREBP signaling pathway
Cellular component (GO): endoplasmic reticulum; Dsc E3 ubiquitin ligase complex
Source: RefSeq, a predicted model, not a curated record